CCUCUUGCUCUUCUCUCCAAGAACUACUCAUCAUCAUCAUCAUCAUCAUCUCUCUCUCUCUCUCAUUCAUCCCCAAUUCACAUUUUCUCUCUUCUCACUCCAACUACACAAUUUGAAAUUCUAGACAUAGAUAGAAAAAAAUGAAGAAAACCCACAAGUUCUCCAUCUUCCUCCUCCAACAAUUUGCUUUCCAUUUCUUGUUGACUGCAAAUUCUCAACCCACUACAGAUUCUUGCAGCUCCAAUAAUCUCCUCCCCAAGAACCAACUCCCCUUUGAUCCCUCUUCUUUCACCUGUCUUCCUGUCUGGAACUCCCACAGCUUCAUCCUCCGAUACAAGCGAACGGAUUUGAGCGUGUGGAGCUUCGUGCUGUCUGCGCCGAACGCAAAUGCGUACAUAGGGAUGGGAUUUUCGCCGGACGGGAAGAUGGUGGGGUCCAGUGCGGUGGUGGGGUGGGUGGGAGACGGCGGGGCUCCGACGAUGAAGAGGUAUUAUCUCGGCGGGCAGUCCCCUUCGCUAGUGCAGCCUGAUCAGGGCACACUUCUGCUGGUUAAUCGGAGCUCCUCCGUCGUCGCCGAUGAUUCGAGAAUCUACAUGGCUUUCCGGCUGAUCGCCGAUCGUCCGUCUGACCGGGUGAUCUAUUCGAUCGGACCCGCCGGGCAGCUGCCGUCCUCCGCCACUUUCCGCCUCGCCCAACACCAGGACCAGAUCUCCACUUUCUUGGAUUACACGACAGGUCAAAGUCAAACAAAGACACUGUACAGGAGGCUAAGGAGGAGCCACGGAGUGCUAAACCUGUUUGGUUGGGGAAUAGUGGUGCCGUUUGGGAUAAUGGCUGCUCGCUAUUUCAGGGAAUGGGAACCGGUCUGGUUUUAUUCCCACAUUGCCCUCCAAACACUGGGUUUUGUCUUGGGACUUUUGGGUGUCAUUUUUGGCCUAGUCCUUGAGAAUCGUCUUGGGACUAAAGUAAACACCCACAAAGGCAUUGGCAUCUUCAUCCUCGUCCUUGGUUGCUUGCAGGUGAUUGCGUUCUUGGCACGGCCUAAAAAGGAAGCCAAAGUGAGAAAAUAUUGGAAUUGGUAUCAUCACAACGUUGGAAGGAUUUUGGUCAUAUUUGCCAUUGCAAACAUAUUCUAUGGAAUCCACAUAGCUGAUGGGGGAGUUGCUUGGAAUGCUGGUUUUGGUGUUGCCAUUGCCAUUUUGUUCAUGGCCACAUUCAUCCUUGAGAUUAGGCAUUGGAUGAUUACAUAAGACUGGUCAAAUUGCUCUGUAUUUAUGUUGUUGAUAUU
Molecule: messenger RNA, 1288 nt
Organism: Cuscuta campestris
Lineage: Eukaryota; Viridiplantae; Streptophyta; Magnoliopsida; Solanales; Convolvulaceae
Source: the annotation of a GenBank genome assembly